AUGAACCUUACGACCUUGCUUAUCCGCCUCUGCCUCCUACCGCUGCUCGCCUUUUCGCCCGCCUACGCCGAUGCGGAUUUUCUUGACGUUCGCACAUCACUAGAUCGCGACCGAUCCGGCAAGCGCGGCGAUCCCAAGGACAAGUACUUUCACGAAUCGACAUUCCAUUCACACUACGAUGGGCGUUUCGCGCAAAAGGAAGUCAGCGCUGACGUCCGCCUCGACCACCUCACUGCAUUAAUCCGGACUUUCCUCAGCACGAUGGCGGACUUGGGAGCAGAGACAUGGAUCAUGCAUGGCACGCUGUUGGGCUGGUGGUGGAAUGAGAAAAUCCUGCCGUGGGACAGCGACUUGGACGUUCAGGUGACUGAGCGGACCAUGGGCUUCUUGGCAAAGUACUACAAUAUGACGGAGUAUCGGUAUACGAUCGGCAACGCGCUGAAUGACGAAGAGCCUGUGUCCCGAAGCUACUUGCUGGAGAUCAACCCGCACUACACGAUUCGGGGUACGGAGGAUUACCUGAAUGUGAUUGAUGCGCGAUGGAUCGACACCGAAAAUGGACUGUUCAUUGAUAUCAGUACCGUACGAGUGGACCACGAGGAGCGGAAGAAGGGUAGGGAGGGUGCACUGAUGUGUAAGGACAAGCACACGUACCUGGAGAAAGACAUAUUUCCGUUACGAGAAGGUAUCUUCGAGGGCAUUACCGUCAAAAUUCCGUACGAGUACGAAUGGCUGCUGGAGGAGGAGUAUGGCGCAGGGAGUAUGGCUGUAACGGAAUUCGAGGGACAUAAGUUCAGUUCGACCUCGAAGUUGUGGGAGCCGAUACCAGGAUGGGUGAGACCGCCAAAGAGGAGACCGACAAGGAAGAGGCCGCCUCCAUGA
Molecule: messenger RNA, 882 nt
Organism: Cyphellophora attinorum
Lineage: Eukaryota; Fungi; Ascomycota; Eurotiomycetes; Chaetothyriales; Cyphellophoraceae
Product: Protein MNN4
Exons: 1
Coding region: 1-882 (293 amino acids)
Source: RefSeq, a predicted model, not a curated record